Molecule: messenger RNA, 7494 nt
Organism: Rana temporaria (common frog)
Lineage: Eukaryota; Metazoa; Chordata; Amphibia; Anura; Ranidae
Gene: DSCAM
Product: DS cell adhesion molecule
Exons: 34
Coding region: 778-6927 (2049 amino acids)
Biological process (GO): dendrite self-avoidance; homophilic cell-cell adhesion; axon guidance
Cellular component (GO): plasma membrane; axon
Molecular function (GO): cell-cell adhesion mediator activity
Source: RefSeq, a predicted model, not a curated record
UGGACGCUUUGCAGAAAGUUCACGAAACGCAGUGAUUUCUUUUCUCUCCUCCGUGCCGUGCUCCUCGCCAUGGACGCGUCGGGUUGCCUGGAAGCCGUACGUUGCCACUGAUAUAGACCCAUGAUAGGGUUAACGCUGUUCUCUGCUCCUGCUCAGAGGGAGAGGAGGUUAGGAGAGGGAGCAAUCUGAUUAAAGCUGAGGAAGAGGAAACAUGCACUUGCCUGUCUGCUUGUUCCCUGGAUCUGGUGGUUGAAGGUUAUGUGCGCGGAGCUUUUUUUCUUUUUUUUUCCUUUUUAAUUUUUUUUUUUUUUUUUGUGGAUUGGGAAAUUUGGAGGAAAGGGAACCAGUGAUGGUUGCCUUUUUGCAUUUAAGGAUUUUUCACCUGUGGACUUGACCCUGCAAGAAAAAAAAAAAGCAACAAAAGAAAAGAAAAAAAAAGGAAAAUUAAUAACAAUAAAAGCUCUAUUGCUGUUUUUUUUUUGUUGCCUGCAUCUGAACACACCUGGGCUUGCAGCACUCGCCUCCCUGUCUGUGCAAGGCUUGGUCUCACUGUGGAAGCCAGCAAGAGAAAGAGAGUGACAAGGAGCCGUAGACUGAUCGCUGGAGGCUUAAGGACAAUCAGCCACCUUCUGCAGAGCAGGGACAGCUGGAGACGAGGGAGCUGGGGCGCUUCCUUUUUUUUUUUCUUCUUCUUUUUUAUUAACCUUUUUUGCAUUUGACAAAUAAGGGGAAGGAGAGUGGAGGACAGAGCCUGACGCUGGGAGGAGAGACAGGAGCAUGUGGAUACUGCUUGUCUUCUGGUUCCAAAGCAUCUUAAAUGUUUCUAGUGAAGAUCUACAUGCCAGCCUAUAUUUUAUCAAUGCAUCUCUGCAAGAGGUAGUAUUUGCUAGCACCACGGGGGCUCUGGUACCCUGCCCUGCAGAAGGAGUCCCUCGUGUGACGCUCAGAUGGUACCUAGCAACGGGCGAGGAGAUCUACGAUGUCCCUGGGAUCCGCCACGUCCACCCCAAUGGCACUCUCCAAAUUUUCCCCUUCCCUCCUUCAAGCUUUAAUAACUUAAUCCAUGAUAAUACUUACUAUUGCACAGGCGAAAACCCUUCAGGGAAAAUCAGGAGUCAGGAUGUCCACAUUAAGGCCGUGUUACGGGAAGCGUAUACGGUCCGAGUGGAAGAUCAGAAAGCCAUGAGAGGCAAUGCAGCAGUCUUCAAGUGCAUUAUCUCCUCCCCAGUGGAGGCGUAUGUCUCCUGGGAGAAGGACACAGUCUCACUUGUCUCAGGAUCUAGAUUUCUCAUUACAUCAUCGGGAGCCUUGUAUAUUACAGAUGUACAGAAUGAGGACGGAUUAAAUAAUUAUCGAUGUACAACGCGGCACAAAUAUACGGGAGAAACGCGGCAGAGUAACAGCGCCAGACUGACUGUAUCAGAUCCAGUCAAUUCAGCUCCAACGAUUAUUGAUAAGUUUGAACACCUGACAGUAAUGGCAGGUCAGAGAGUGGAGCUGCCAUGUAAAGCCUCUGGAUACCCGAUACCCCACACCCGAUGGCUAAAGGACAAUGUCCAGCUUGAAAUGGGCAGCAGGUUCCGGAACACAGUUGUAGGUUUGCUGAUUGAAAACACCCGAUCGUUAGACUCUGGAACGUAUAUCUGUGAAGUAUGGAACAGCUAUGGCAACGCAGAGGUGAUUGGAUCUCUGUAUGUGAAACAACCCCUAAAAGUGACAAUCAGUCCGCCGAAGGUGAAGACCAGCGUCGGUAGUCAGGUGACAUUGUCAUGCACCGCUUCUGGUACGGACGAUCCUGACAUUACCUGGUACAGGAACGGCGAUAUUGUGAUUAAUGGAAACAACGUUAGAAUAACUGGUAUUAGUCGUGAAACCCUAAUAAUGGAUGCCGUGGCGAAAAGUGACAGCGGUGCUUACCAGUGCUUUAUGCGCAAGGAUCGGAUGUCGGCCCAGGAUUAUGCUCUGGUGGUGCUCGAAGAUGGAACGCCAAAAAUUAACUCUGUGUUCAGCGAGAAGGUGGUGAGCCCCGGAGAGCCCGUGUCCCCCAUGUGUAAUGUGAAAGGCACGCCUCUACCCACCAUCACCUGGACCCUGGACGACGAGCCCAUCAUCAAGAACGGCAACCAUCGCAUCAGUCAGAUCAUCACCUCCGACGGCAACGUUGUCAGUUAUCUAAACAUCACCAACACCCAGGUGCGGGACGGGGGAGUCUACCGCUGCACUGCCAAUAAUUCCGCCGGAGUCGUCCUGUACCAGGCUCGAAUAAACGUAAGAGGUCCAGCAAGCAUUCGACCAAUGAAAAACAUUACAGCAAUAGCAGGGCGGGACACGUACAUACACUGCCGUGUGAUUGGCUAUCCAUAUUACUCCAUAAAGUGGUACAAGAAUUCUAACCUCAUCCCAUUCAACCACCGCCAAGUGGCAUUUGAGAACAACGGAACGCUAAAGCUGACCGACGUACAAAAGGAUGUAGAUGAAGGGGAGUAUAUGUGUAAUGUCCUUGUCCAACCGCAGUUGUCCACAAGCCAGAGUGUCUACGUUACAGUGAAAGUUCCGCCAUUCAUUCAGCCAUUUGAGUCCCAAAGAUUUUCCAUUGGACAGAGAGUGUUCAUCCCCUGUGUUGUGGUCUCUGGCGAUCUUCCCAUCACAAUCACCUGGCAAAAGGACGGCAGGCCGAUUCCGGCCAAUCUCGGGGUGACCAUCGACAACAUUGAUUUCACCAGCUCUCUGCGGAUCUCAAAUCUGUCUCUGAUGCACAAUGGAAAUUAUACCUGCAUCGCUCGGAACGAUGCUGCAGCUGUAGAACACCAAAGUCAGUUAAUUGUUAGAGUUCCUCCUCGAUUUGUGGUGCAACCCACCGACCAAGAUGGCAUUUUUCGAAAAGCUGUGAUACUGAAUUGCUCUGCAGAGGGAUAUCCUGUACCUACCAUUGUGUGGAAGUACUCAAAAGGUGCCGGAGUUCCCCAGUUUCAGCCAAUCGCAUUGAACGGAAGAAUACAGCUUCUAGGUAAUGGCUCCUUAUUGAUAAAACACAUUCUGGAGGAAGAUAGCGGAUACUACCUCUGCAAGGUCAGCAACGACGUUGGAGCUGACGUCAGCAAGUCCAUGUAUCUCACCGUUAAAAUUCCUGCAAGGAUAAUCUCCUACCCCAAUACAACGCUGGCUACCCAAGGUCAGAAGAAAGAAAUGAAUUGCACAGCACAUGGUGAAAAGCCCAUUAUCGUGCGUUGGGAGAAAGAAGAUCGCAUGAUAAAUGUACCAGAAAUGUCUCGAUAUUUGGUGUCCACAAAGGAAGUGGGAGAUGAGGUCCUCUCCGUGCUUCAGAUUGUACCAACUGUUCGAGAGGAUUCUGGUUUCUUUUCAUGUCAUGCCAUCAAUUCAUUUGGAGAAGAUCGAGGCAUCAUCCAGCUAACCGUACAAGAACCUCCAGAUCCUCCAGAAAUUGAAAUCCGGGAAGUGAGAGCUCGGAGUAUCGCCCUGCGCUGGACAAUGGGAUUCGAUGGCAACAGCCCAAUCACAGGCUACGAUAUUGAAUGCAAGAACAAAUCAGACUCAUGGGAUUCAGUUCAGAGAACCAAAGAUGUCUCUCCUCAGCUAAACCAAGCCACAAUCAUUGACCUGCAUCCCUCUUCCACCUACAACAUCCGCAUGUAUGCAAAAAACCACAUUGGCAAGAGCGAAGCCAGCAACGAGCUCACCAUCACCACCGAGGAAGCAGCUCCUGAUGGUCCUCCUCAGGAAGUCCAGCUAGAUCCCGUCUCCUCCCAGAGUAUCAGGGUUACAUGGAAGGCCCCCAAAAAGCACCUUCAGAAUGGCAUUAUACGUGGCUAUCAGAUUGGCUUUCGGGAGUACAGUACAGGGGGAAAUUAUCAGUUUAAUAUCAUCACUGUGGACACCACUGGGGACAGUGAGGUGUACACUCUGGACAACCUAAAGAAGUUCACUCAGUAUGGCGUGGUAGUGCAGGCUUGUAACCGGGCCGGGACAGGGCCAUCUUCUCAGGAAAUCAUCACCACCACACUGGAGGACGUACCCAGCCGCCCUCCAGAGAAUGUCCAGGCUGCUGCAACCACACCAGAGACAAUAACCAUCUCUUGGUCUACUCCUCCCAAAGACGCCCUCAAUGGCAUCCUCCAGGGGUUCAGGGUUAUCUUCUGGGCAAAUCUUCUAGAUGGAGAGCUCGGUGAAAUAAAAAAUGUAACCACAACUCAGCCAUUACUGGAGCUGGAUGGUCUGGAGAAAUACACAAACUACAGUAUCCAGGUGCUGGCCUUUACACGGGCUGGAGAUGGUGUGCGCAGCGAGCAAAUAUUCGUCAGAACCAAAGAAGAUGUUCCAGGUCCCACUGCUGGUGUUAAAGCUGCCGCAGCCUCCGCUUCCAUAGUUUAUGUAUCGUGGCUCCCCCCUUUAAAACUAAACGGAAUAAUCCGAAAGUACACAGUGUUCUGCUCACACCCCUACCCUACGGUGAUCAGUGAAUUUGAAGCUGCACCGGACACCUUUUUCUACCGAAUACCAAACUUGAGUCGGAACAGACAGUACAGUGUGUGGGUGGUAGCCGUGACUUCUGCAGGAAGAGGCAAUAGCAGUGACAUCAAUACUGUUGAACCCGUGGCUAAAGCUCCUGCUCGAAUUCUGACUUUCAGCGGUACUGUGACGACACCAUGGAUGAGGGACAUCGUUCUGCCUUGUAAGGCCGUUGGGGAUCCUGCUCCCGCAAUCAAAUGGAUGAAGGAAAGUAACGGGACACCCACUCCAGUAAUUACUGAUGGGCGAAGAAGCAUCUACAGCAAUGGAAGUUUUAUAAUCCGUACAGUGAAAGCAGAGGAUUCUGGGUACUACAGCUGCAUUGCCACAAACACCUGGGAGACUGAUGAGAUUGUCCUCAACCUGCAGGUGCAAGUGCCACCUGACCAGCCUCGGCUUACCGUCUCAAAAAGUACGUCUUCCUCCAUAACGCUGUCUUGGAUCCCUGGGGAUAAUGGCGGGAGCUCCAUCCGAGGUUAUAUACUCCAAUACUCAGAAGAUAACAGCGAGCAGUGGGGCAGUAUUGCCAUAAGUCCCAGCGAGCGCGCAUACCGUCUGGAAAACCUAAAAUGUGGCACCUGGUACAAAUUUACCCUCACGGCCCAAAAUGGAGUCGGACCCGGGCGCAUCAGUGAGAUCAUAGAGGCUAAAACCCUUGGGAAAGAACCUCAGUUUUCAAAGGAACAAGACUUGUUGGCCAGUGUCAACAGCACUCGAGUGAAGCUUAAUCUCAUUGGCUGGAAUGAUGGCGGUUGCCCAAUCACAUCAUUCAACUUGGAGUACCGGCCUUUUGGCACAACGGUGUGGACCCUGGCACAGAGAACAUCACUAUCCAAGUCUUAUAUACUCUAUGACCUGCAGGAGGGAGCGUGGUACGAGCUACAGAUGAGAGUGUGCAAUAGCGCUGGGUGUGCCGAGAAACAAACCAAUUUUGCCACGCUCAACUACGAUGGCAGUACAAUCGCGCCACUCAUAAAGUCCAUUGUGACGAGCGAAGAAGGUCUGUCAAACAACAAGGGGAUAAAAAUGCUGGUGACAAUUUCCUGCAUCCUCAUCGCCGUCCUGCUUGUCUUCGCCUUGCUGCUGUUUGUCAGGAGGAGGAGGAGAGAGCAGAGACUGAAGAGACUGCGAGAUGCGAAAAGUUUGGCUGAGAUGCUCAUGAGUGACCAGGCCAUAGAUCUCCGUAACGCUAGUCCACUCCCGGUGACCGGCAGAGACGGACAGCUGGAGAGGGAGUCAAAGCAACGACCCCCUCGCUACCGGAAGACCUGUCACCAAACCAGCAAGAACACCCGGACUUCAGACACCCUGAACAAGCAGCAGACGCUGAGGAUGCACAUAGAUAUUCCACGAGCACAACUUCUUAUAGAAGAGCGAGACACAAUGGAGACCAUUGAUGACAGAUCGACGGUGCUAUUGACUGAUGCCGACUUUGGCGAGUCAUCAAAACAGAAGUCGUUAACUGUGACUCACACGGUGCAUUACCAGUCUGUCUCGCAGGCUACGGGGCCCUUGGUGGACGUUUCUGAUGCUCGCCCUGGAACAAAUCCAACCACGAGAAAGAACGCCAAGGCCGGCCCAGCAGCUCGGAACAGAUAUGCCAGCCAGUGGACAUUGAACAGACCGCAUCCCACCAUAUCCGCACACACACUGACCACAGAUUGGAGACUACCCACUCCCAGAGCCACAGGCUCUGUAGACAAAGAAAGCGACAGCUACAGUGUCAGCCCAUCGCAAGACACAGACCGAGCAAGGAGCAGCAUGGUCUCCACGGAAAGUGCCUCGUCUACCUAUGAAGAGCUAGCAAGGGCAUACGAGCAUGCCAAGAUGGAGGAGCAGCUAAGACAUGCCAAGUUCACCAUCACAGAGUGCUUCAUAUCAGACACAUCAUCAGAACAGCUCACAGCAGGGACUAAUGAGUACACGGACAGUAUAACCUCUAGCACACCCUCAGAGUCCGGGAUAUGCAGGUUUACUGCAUCGCCCCCUAAACCCCUGGACGGAGGAAAGGUGCAAAACAUGGCAGCCCCAAAGGCACAUCGGCCAGGUGACGUGAUGAACUUACCGCCGUACCUUAGGAUGGACUUUUUAUUAAAUAGAGGUGCUUCAGGAACUAGCAGAGACUUGGGCUUAGGGCAGGCUUGCUUGGAACCUCAAAAAAGCCGAACCCUGAAGCGGCCCACAGUUCUGGAACCAAUACCCAUGGAAAACCCAUCAGCAAGGGAAGUACAGUCAUGGCAGUCCAGUGGUGGGGCGACGGCGGCUGCACCGGUACCGCCACGAGAAGCCACAGAGCUAGGACAGGCAGCUAAAAUUAGCAGUUCACAAGAAUCGCUACUGGACUCCAGGGGUCACUUGAAAGGAAACAACCCUUACACAAAAUCCUAUACCCUGGUAUAACAACUAAACAAAAAAGCUUGUAAAUACAAAAAAAAAAACAAAUGCAAAUCAAAGCUACCUUUUUCUACGAAAUUCCAACAUUUAUAAUUUAAACAAAAGAGAAAAAAAAAGGAUUGCCAAAACAUUUAAAAGAGGAAUUUACAGACAGUGCAAAGACUCUUCAUUAUUUUUAUUUUACCCCUUUGGAUCACCUAUACAACAUUCAUCUUCCUGGAUGUCAAACUCUUUAAAGGAUUUGGGUUAUUUUAUUGCCGCGUUUGUACCACUUUUCUACAGUCUGGUGCAUGAGAACAUUUUACUUGAAAAUUUCCAGCACACCCAAAUUACAAAAAAAAAUUUAGUAAAAAAAUAUCCAGACGUUGAAUGGUAUUGUUAUGGAGAAAAAUGAUUUAGUUAACAUUCCUUUUUUUUUUUAAACUAAUAUUCAUAAGUCAUUAUUUUUUGUUACAUAGAAUUCUAUCAGAGAAGAUAGACUUUUUCUCAUUUAAAUUAUCUUUGACUCGUUGAAUUUUGUCCUUGAGAAAUAAAGGGUCUCUUGCCUUCUGCUGUGAUACCUGCUUUAAUUUA